UAAUUAAUACAGAACUACGUGACGCUUUCAUCAUUAGAUACAUGUUAAUGUUUCGUCAAAAUUUCAAACAUUUACAUCGACUUCCCAACUUCCACCGUUUAAAAGUGAAAAGCGAUCUUCCAAGAAACAACCUUUUCAACUACCCUCUUGUGGAUGUAAGCGAAUACAGAUCUACGUACCUAUCUACAUGUAUCAACAGUUAAAAUAUAUACAUUCGAGGGAUUGCAAUUUAAAUGAAAAUCCACUCUAAUGCAGUUAUAUUUUAAGGUGAAAAAUACACAACAAACUAAUACUGCAAUUACAAACUAUGUAUUUUACUUCACUCAACUAAUUUAAUUGUGUGCCAUUUCGGGACAACACCGUGGUUGUAAUCGGCUAUCUGUACCUUAAAUAUUUUAUCAUAAGUGGCAUUAUAGAUUUAUCGAUUACCGAUUUACAUACAAACAAAUUAAACGGUAAUUACAAAGGUUGAAACUGAGAAUAUCACAGCAAAGAUUGAAUAAAUGGUCCUCUAUUUUUCAAGAUACAAUUUACAUCAUUGAAUAUCGAAACAUAAGAGUGGAACUUCUUAUUUCGACGUAUAGGAUUUUCGUCGAUUUCGCAGCACGUGUUGCUCAUGAAAUAAAUCACGAAGACAGGUUAUGUUUCGUUAUAGUUUAUACGCUUGUAUAAAAAAUAAGUUUCCAAGAAAUUGUUUUCUUUUGAAAUUUCACAGAAAUUGAUAAUUUAUUUUACACUAUAGAAAAUGGGUUCGUUUAAACGAUUAAAUCCAAAAAAUAAAUCGACAUCAUUACAAAAGUCACGUAAACAAAUCCGCAAAGAGCUUAGGAAACAAAAGAAAAUUAGUAAAGCAAAUCAUUUUAAAAAGAGGAAUGAGUUACGUGUUUCAGGACAGCAUGCCAACACACAUGUCGAUAAUGACAAUACCAACGACGAGGUCGUAAACGAUUUCCAAGUUAAAUUUAUUAAGAAGAAGGAAAAAGAAGUGCAUGAGCGCAAGAAAAAAAAUAAAGAAAAUGAAUUUCUUACGAAAGCAAAUCAGAAAGAGGACAAAAUGAUUAGAAAGUUAGAAAAACAGCUCAAAAUGAAUAAGAAAAAGAAAACAACAAUUCCUAAAUCUUUUAAAACAGAUGGUUUAGAUUAUAUUUUGGAUUUUUGUCUCCAAGAAGAUAGAAAAUGUAUAGUAGAUGCAGAGGAAGAGCUUGUAGAGAAUAAAUAUAAUAAUGAAUUUAAAACAGAUUUAUCUAUGGUACUUGAAGAAACUGAUACGGAAACCAUGGAAAGAGACGACGAAGAAAAUAGAAAUGAUAGCGAUAGUUCUACGCAUGCACCGAAAUGUUUUUCACGAAAUAAUAAUUUAAAUAGAUUAAAAAUUGAUAAAGUAAAAUUGGAUACUAAGCAGGACAAAAUGUGUAAUAAUAUUGAUGACACAGAUAAUAACAUCUGGGAAGAUAUAUAUGGACGAAAACGAGAUAGAGAGGGUAAUAUUAUACAUGAGCAUAAUAAAUAUACAUUCCGUGAUACAGAGGUUAAUGCAAAUAAUGCGAUAAAUAAGGACAAUGAGAAAUUACUUUUUCUAAAAAGGAAAUUAAAAGGCUGUUUGAAUAGAAUAGCUGAACAGAAUAUGCAUAUCAUAACUAAUCAGAUAGAAGAACUGUAUCUGACUAAUGGUCGCAAUGAUAUGAACUGUUUGUUAACGAAUUUAAUAUUUGAGGCUGUAAUUGCACGUGUGCUUACUCCAAAUCGUUUGAUUUGUGAAUAUAUGAUGUUGAUUGCUAUUUUACAUGCUAACAUUGGGAUCGAAAUUGGAGCACAUUUUUUAGAAAAACUUGUAAAAAAAUUUAUUGAAAUUAUGGAUGUCUCACAGAAUGUUGAGGACAAAGAAUUAGAUAAUGUGAUUCUGAUGAUCUCACACCUAUAUAAUUUUAAAGUAUACGGAUAUAAACUUCUUUAUCAGAUACUCGAUAGACUUACAACUAAAUUUACAGAGAAAGAAAUUGAUUUGAUAUUGCUUAUUUUGAGAACAGUAGGUUUUGUACUACGAAAAGAUGAUCCAAUUGCUUUAAAAGAAUUUAUACAAAAUUUACAAAAAAUAGCUAGUCAUAAAAACGAGCAGAGCUCAAGAUUUAGAUUUCUGUUGGAUGUUUUGUUAGCAAUAAAGAAUAAUAAUAUUAGUAAAAUACCACAAUACGAUCCUUCGCAUGUGGAGCAUUUGAAGAAAGUUAUAAAAAAUGUAAUACGCAAAGGAAAUACUAUAACGCAAUUCAAUGUUUCCUUGGAGGACUUAUUACACGCCGAUGAAAAUGGAAAAUGGUGGAUCGUUGGUUCUGCUUGGGUUGGAUCGAACAUGACGAGUAAUCAAGACAAGGUGAAACAGGAAAAUAAAUUUCGUUUCGGUAAAAAAAUACUUGAGCUAGCGGAGAAGCAACGAAUGAACACCGAUACAAGAAGAAAUAUCUUUUGCAUUCUCAUGACAGCCGAAGAUUACGUAGACGCUUUUGAAAAUCUUCAUCACCUAGGUUUGAAGGACCAACAGGAAGAUGAAAUCAUACAUGUUUUAAUACAUUGUUGCUUGCAAGAAAACAAGUUUAAUCCUUACUAUGCCGUAUUAGCUCAAAAAUUCUGCGAAUAUAAUCGAAAGUAUCAGCUUACAUUGCAAUAUGCGUUGUGGGAUAAAUUGAAGUCUUUGAAUACACACGGAAGAAAGCAAUUGAGCAAUCUAGCUCGAUUUUUAACAUACUUAUUCACCGAAAAAUGCCUCGCUUUGUCAGUUUUAAAAGUUAUUCAAUUUACAGAACUAGAUAGAUACACCAUGAAACUUCUCAGAGAAAUUAUACUAGGUAUUCUUUUACAUAAAAACGAGCAAGUUUGUUUGCAAACCUUUGAAAGAAUAUCCAUUUCUCCACAACUGCAAACGUUUAGAGAAAGUCUUCGUUUAUUCAUACAAUAUUUUUUAAUAAAAAAUAUAGAUUCGUCUGGUACGUUAAACGAAAAAGAAGUAACUUUGAAAAGGAGAGCCGAAUUAGUGGACAAAAUAAUAGUUUCGCAUGGAACGAAAAUUAAAUUUUGAAACGAUUAAGGUAUAUAAUAUGCAAACACUUGCAUUUACGACUAUUGUUUUAAAUCGAAUAUCAAAUGUUAGUUGGUACUUUAUCGAGUUAGUUAAUUUUUUAUGGAAUAAAAGUGUAUAAAAUAAUGUUUCUUAAUGCGUAAGUCGGUUGGAUUUCGUCGAUUACACGUUAUACGUUUUCAUGCAAAGUUUGUAUGCAUUUUCGUAUUUAGCAUUCAGAGGCGCGCUGCAUCCGUAACCACCUAAUCGAUGAAUUCGAAGGAAGUCGUCGCAAUCGAUAUUUCCAUCUCCAUUACAAUCCUGCGAAUGAAAAAUAUGGUCAGGA
Molecule: messenger RNA, 3395 nt
Organism: Nomia melanderi (Alkali bee)
Lineage: Eukaryota; Metazoa; Arthropoda; Insecta; Hymenoptera; Halictidae
Product: nucleolar MIF4G domain-containing protein 1 homolog
Biological process (GO): ribosomal small subunit biogenesis
Cellular component (GO): nucleolus
Molecular function (GO): RNA binding; protein binding
Source: RefSeq, a predicted model, not a curated record